CGCGAGAGGUAUAGGCGGUGCUUCAAAUCGAAAGUAAACUCAAGCGUACGAGGAAAUAAAAUAAAAUCAGGCUUUUCUUCGUACUGCUGUUGCAUUUUUGCUGACUUUCACGUUUUUGUUUUACUCGUUUGAAAAAAAGGAGUUUUCUGGCUGCCAUGCCCAAAAGUUCCGUGUUGAAGAUAAGCAGCGAAAAUGCAGCUAGGGUGGAAACCUUCCACCAGGCCAUGUCAAAUGAGGCAAAAAAUCUCUUCUCCACUGUCAUUCCCUCCAAGAUCCUCCAGAUGGACGCUCUGCUCCAGGAUGUCUGCGUGACAGACAUGUCGUCGCUCAAAGCUCCACUGGACAUCCCCAUACCUGACCCACCCCCCGCCGAUGAGGACAUGGAGACGAAUGAGGACGAAGAGAAGAAGAAGAAAAAAAAGCCCACAUGCGGCUUCAUCAAGUCCCACGAGAUCAUCUUGGCGCUGGUGGGCAGAUUGAAACCCGAAAUUGUCAGCCUCAGAGAGACCAUCAUCACCGUCACAAGCUGGAUUCAGCACCUCAUCCCCAAAAUUGAAGACGGUAAUGACUUUGGCGUCGCCAUUCAGGAGAAAAUCUUGGAGAGAAUCGCUGCAGUCAAAACGAAAGUAGAAGGCUUUCAGACGAACCUCAACAAGUACUUGCUGGAGAGGGGAGACGCUGUGGCCAAAGCGUCCAAAGACACUCACGUGAUGGACUACCGCUCGCUGGUCCAUGACAAGGACGUGGCCAUCUACUCCGACAUCCGAAUGAUCAUCCUGGACUUACGUAGCUUCUAUGUGGAACUGUACGACAUGAUCAGCAAGAACAUGGACAAGGUGACCAAUCCCAAAGGCGAGGAGAAGCCGUCUAUGUACUGAAACAGGCGACCCAUGAGCAGAUUUUUUUUUUUUUUGCUCUCAGAUAAACUGGGUUAAACACUGAAGUAAUCAAUAAAACAGUAUCAUUUUG
Molecule: messenger RNA, 969 nt
Organism: Hippocampus comes (tiger tail seahorse)
Lineage: Eukaryota; Metazoa; Chordata; Actinopteri; Syngnathiformes; Syngnathidae
Gene: psme2
Product: proteasome activator subunit 2
Exons: 11
Coding region: 156-878 (240 amino acids)
Biological process (GO): positive regulation of endopeptidase activity; regulation of G1/S transition of mitotic cell cycle; regulation of proteasomal protein catabolic process
Cellular component (GO): nucleoplasm; cytoplasm; proteasome activator complex
Molecular function (GO): endopeptidase activator activity
Source: RefSeq, a predicted model, not a curated record